Molecule: messenger RNA, 783 nt
Organism: Pristis pectinata (smalltooth sawfish)
Lineage: Eukaryota; Metazoa; Chordata; Chondrichthyes; Rhinopristiformes; Pristidae
Gene: cdx1b
Product: caudal type homeobox 1 b
Exons: 3
Coding region: 1-783 (260 amino acids)
Biological process (GO): cell differentiation; anterior/posterior axis specification; regulation of transcription by RNA polymerase II
Cellular component (GO): nucleus
Molecular function (GO): RNA polymerase II transcription regulatory region sequence-specific DNA binding; DNA-binding transcription factor activity, RNA polymerase II-specific
Source: RefSeq, a predicted model, not a curated record
AUGUACGUCAGCUAUCUUCUGGAUAAGGAGGGGAACAUGUACUCCAAUUCUGUGCGGCACCCUGCUCUCAACCUGAACCCCCAGAACUUUGCGCCCCCUCCUCCCCCUCCACCCCCACCUCAGUACUCCGACUUUGCUGGUUACCAUCACCACGUUCCCGGGAUCGGCCCCGACCCUCACCACACCCAGCCGGCCACAACCUGGGGAUCCCCCUACGUGCCCCCCAGGGAGGAAUGGCACGGUUACGGAAAUGCGGCCCCCACUGGCAGCUCCUCAGGGUCUCAGCUGCCCUUCGGACCCACCGACUUCUCUUCCAUGCAGCCUCAAGGAGCCGGGGGGCUUCUCCCGUCCAUGAACACCGUGGUCCCUCAGCUCUCUCCCGGCUCCCCCAAGCGGAAUCCCUACGACUGGAUGAGACGGAACAUUCAGCAGAACCCUCAAGGCAAAACCAGGACAAAGGACAAGUACCGGGUGGUGUACACUGACCACCAGAGAUUGGAGCUGGAGAAGGAAUUUCACUACAGCCGCUACAUCACAAUCCGCAGGAAGUCCGAGCUGGCUCUGUCCCUGGGGCUGUCUGAACGCCAGGUGAAGAUUUGGUUCCAGAACAGACGGGCAAAGGAGAGAAAGAUCAAUAAGAAGAAGUUGCAACAGCAGUCCCAACAGGCCAGCUCCACCACCCCCAGCCCCAGGGCCUUGCCUGCCGUCGGGCUGGUCAGCAGCAGCAGCAACCUCAUCCCCCAACCCCUGCCCCUCAACAUCAAGGAGGAGUACCUGUCCUAA